UAACAGUCCUGUGGACUCACCCUUCGGAUCUGCUGACGCUUCCUUUCAGCCUAGGUGCUUGGGGUGAGGUGCCAAAGGUUCCCUAUAAAGUGCUGGGGCUCCAGCUGUGUCCACUCGACCUCCAGCUCCUGCCCUGUCCUGACGAGAGGGACCCACCUGUGAUCACCAUGGUGAGGCUUGUUCUGCCCAACCCGGGCCUGGACGACCGAAUCCCCUCCCUGGAGCAACUGGAGGUCAUCGAGAAGGAGGAGGCCAGCUCGCGGCCCAAGUGGGACAACAAGGCCCAGUACAUGCUCACCUGCGUGGGCUUCUGCGUGGGCCUGGGCAACGUCUGGCGCUUCCCCUACUUGUGCCAGAGCCAUGGCGGAGGAGCAUUCAUGAUCCCGUUCCUCAUCCUGCUGGUUGUGGAGGGUGUUCCUUUGCUGUACCUGGAGUUUGCCAUCGGGCAGCGACUGCGCAAGGGCAGUGUGGGCGUCUGGAGCUCCAUCCACCCAGCCCUGAAGGGCAUAGGGAUCGCAUCCAUGUUCGUGUCCUUCAUGGUGGGCCUCUACUACAACACCAUCAUCGCCUGGGUCAUGUGGUACUUCUUCAACUCCUUCCAGGAUCCCCUUCCUUGGAGCACGUGCCCACUCAACGACAACCUGACAGGCUAUGUGGACGAGUGUACCCGCAGCUCUUCAGUGGACUACUACUGGUACCGAGAGACCCUCAACAUCUCCAACUCCAUCAGCAACUCGGGCUCUGUGCAGUGGUGGGUUCUGCUCUGCCUGACCUGUGCCUGGUGUGUCCUCUACGUAUGCACCAUCCGUGGCAUCGAGACCACCGGCAAGGCUGUGUACAUCACCUCGACGCUGCCCUAUGUCGUCCUGACCAUCUUCCUCAUUCGGGGACUGACGCUAAAGGGAGCCACCAAUGGUAUCGUCUUCCUCUUCACGCCCAACGUCACGGAGCUGGCCAACCCACUGACUUGGCUGGAUGCGGGGGCCCAGGUCUUCUACUCCUUCUCGUUGGCCUUCGGGGGCCUCAUCUCCUUCUCCAGCUACAACUCUGUCCACAACAACUGUGAGAUGGACUCGGUGAUCGUGUCCGUCAUCAACGGCUUCACAUCCAUGUACGCAGCCACCGUGGUCUACUCCAUCAUCGGCUUCCGUGCCACAGAACGCUAUGACACCUGCUUCAAUCAGAAUAUCCUGACGCUCAUCAACGGGUUCGACUUGCCCGAAGGCUCUGUCACCGAGAAGAACUUCGAGGAAGUACAGCAGUGGUACAAUGCCACUGACCCCGCAGCCUUCGCCCAGCUGCAGUUCCAGACCUGCGACAUGAACUCUUUCCUGUCAGAGGGCGUGGAGGGCACGGGGCUGGCGUUCAUUGUCUUCACGGAGGCCAUCACCAAGAUGCCCAUAUCCCCACUGUGGUCCGUGCUCUUCUUCAUCAUGCUCUUCUGCCUGGGCCUGUCCUCCAUGUUCGGGAACAUGGAGGGCGUGGUCGUGCCCCUGCAGGACCUCAAAGUCUUCCCCAAAAAGUGGCCCAAGGAGGUGCUCACAGGUCUCAUCUGCCUUGGGUCGUAUCUCAUCGCCUUCAUCUUCACGCUGAACUCCGGCCAGUACUGGCUCACCCUGUUGGACAGCUAUGCCGGCUCCAUCCCCCUGCUCAUCAUCGCCUUCUGCGAGAUGUUCGCUGUGGUCUACGUGUACGGCGUGGACAGGUUCAACAAGGACAUCGAGUUUAUGAUCGGCCACAAGCCCAACAUCUUCUGGCAAAUCACGUGGCGAGUGGUCAGCCCGCUGCUCAUGCUGGUCAUCUUCCUGUUCUUCUUCGUGAUCAACGUCAAUAAGGAGCUGAUAUACAGCGUCUGGGACCCUGCCUAUGAGGAAUUUCCCAAAUCUGAGAAGGUCCCAUACCCAAGCUGGGCAUAUGGCGUGGUGGUUAUCGUUGCUGGCGUGCCCUGCCUCAGCAUCCCUUGCUUUGCCAUCUACAAGCUCAUCAGGAACCGCUGCCAGAAGCAAGAAAGCCAGCAGGGGCUGGUCAGCACCAUGUCCACAGCCUCCAUAAAUGGGGACCUGAAGUACUGAGUGCCCCGCCCACGGCUGCAUGUGUGCAUGUACAGAUGCAUGUGUGAGCAUGUGCGUGUGCACAUGGGUAUAUGUAUAUAUAUACAUAAAUGCAUGUGUUCAUACAGGUAUGCACCUGUGUGAGUGUGCACAUAGAUGAGAGUAUGUAUAAUGCAUGUACGUACAUUAUAUGUAUAUGUGUACAUGUGUGUAAGUCACAUGCACAUGAGUAUGCGUGCACAUGUGAGUGUGUAUACAUGUGCUUCUGUGUAUGUGCCUAUAUGAUUUUGUGUACAUAUGCACGAGUGGUACACACGUGUCAGCACAUACAUAUAUAUGUAUAUGAAUACAUACAAAUGUGCAUGCGGGUAAGCAUGUGUACAUGUGUGCAUAAAUAUAUGUGUUGGUUCAUAUGUGUGUGUGCACAUGCUAGUUGUGUAUUUAUAAAUGUGUGGUUAUGUAUGUGGCAUGUAUAAUGUUCUCUGGGCAUGUCUGUGCACAUAUGUACACAUACAUGUUGUCCUGCAGCAUACAUGUCUCCCACGUGGGGCCCAGCUGUCCUCUUGGUUCCCUGUGUCACGGAUGUGGUGGGGCCUAUGCUCAGGUCCUGCCCUGCCUUCCAAGGGAAAGUCAGUCAAAAGCGACAGCAGGAGACGGGAAUGUGUUGCUGUCUUGGCUCCUUGGAACAGUCUUGUUGCCCCGCCCCGUCCCUUCGCUGUCCACCCUGUGACCUAGGAGCUCCUGCAGGAAUGUUGCAAUUUUACCCCGCCUGCAAGAGGCCUCAGGCCCCUAGGCCAGCGAGACCCAGCCGGCAGAGAGUCCCGAGUCUUGGCAACGUUCCAGCUUAAUAAAUAUUAACCCAUUUAAUUAUUGCUUCUGGCUGCCACAAAUAGAUGACAGUUAAAUAAAACUCAACUUGGCAUAAUUGAAGGCAGAAACACCCUUUGUGUUUUUUUAAGAGGACAUUAACUGUGUGAAUUUUUAGCCCGAUGUUGGAAAAGAUGGGUUAUAGGGUAACUCAGCUUGGUCACUGCGGUUGAGCACAGCUCCUAUGUCCUGAGCAAUGUCAGGGACCGUGAGCCCCUGCCAGACCGUCCACUUGGGGCUACUUAGUGAAGGGAAGGUCUCCGCCCCAUCAUGGAUGCAACAUUCAACCUCAGCCAAAGUCACUUGGCACUUGGGGUGUUUAUUUCAAUGAACUGGUCACUUCCAUUUCCCGUGGAAACAUCUGGAAGUUUAAGCUAAAGUGGACUUUUUGAGAGUUCUCUGGGCAGGUUCGGGAGAGCUGAGUGGAGGGUGGGACCUGCUGUCACAUCCCAUCCGUCCACGGGAGAUGCCCCACUGCACGCUCCCCUCUCCCAGCGCCUCCUGUGCAACAGCGACCACCGAUUUCAGCCCUGAAACCCGGCUGAAAACCUCCAAACACCUCGGCAUGUCUGCAGUCCUCUUACACGGCCAGUCACCUGACCACCAUGAUCUAUAGAAACCUCCAGAGGUGGAAUGGGAGGCCUGCUCACAGCUCUCCACCCCAGGCCACAUUAGUGCAUCCCUGCCCAGGAGGCCCACAGGCCCCACCACGCUCUGGUCUCCACCACCAGGUGCCACUGGCCUCUGUGGGACCUCACCUCCUUCUCUCCACAAAGUUCUGACCCUUGAUUGGGAAAUGCUCAUCAGCAUCCGGGGGUGCAGGAGAGGAGAGACUGGGUGGGCUAAUCCCAUCAGUUCCUGCCCCCUAUGAGUGCCUCAUUUUACA
Molecule: messenger RNA, 3804 nt
Organism: Myotis brandtii (Brandt's bat)
Lineage: Eukaryota; Metazoa; Chordata; Mammalia; Chiroptera; Vespertilionidae
Gene: SLC6A19
Product: solute carrier family 6 (neutral amino acid transporter), member 19
Exons: 12
Coding region: 168-2072 (634 amino acids)
Biological process (GO): sodium ion transmembrane transport
Cellular component (GO): plasma membrane
Source: RefSeq, a predicted model, not a curated record